AUGCAACUCGCACUACUGCUGCCGGCGCUGGCUCUGCUGGCUCAGCCCUUCGCCCAAGCUUCCAGCAGCCUUGCAUACUGCGCAACUGACAAUACUGGCUCUUCCUUUUCGGUUGUUUCCGACACCUAUCAGUCCAAUGGAGCUUGUGAAGAGACUUGCGCCGACUAUGCCCUCGGUGUCUUACAGGGAAAGAACUGUUGGUGCUCCAACGUGGCACCUUCCGAGUCCUCUCGCAAGAGCACUUCGGAGUGCUCAACUGGCUGCCCGGGAUACCCAGCUGAUAGCUGCGGUAGUUCCUCUAAGGGUGUUUAUGCUUAUGUGAAGAUCUCUGGUAACUCGGUCACCAGCACUGAGAGUGGUAGUAGCUCGAGUACCACUUCUUCCUCGACCUCGUCCACCACGUCCGAAUCAACUGCCACUACCGGGAACGUUGUCAAGGAGACCACCUCGGCUGGUGAGGUGAAGACCAUCACCGUGUCCGCCGCUAGCCAGACGGGUGCACAAGAUUCGUCCUCGGCCAACACUGCAGCAUCCGGAAGCAAGAAGCUGAGUGGCGGCUCCAUUGCCGGUAUCGUCAUCGGUGUGUUCGGUGGUCUUGCCCUUGUGGGCGCCCUGAUCUUUAUGGUCUUCUUCUACCGCAAGCGUGCCCGUUCGGCGAGCCCGAUCCCCAGCACGGCCGAUAUGACGGAGUACCGAAAUAGCCAAGCCUCCAGCUUCUCUCGUGGUGUCUUCGCACAAGGCCACUCCCAUGACUUGUCCGGAUCUUCGAGCUUGGGACGCAAACACACUUUCACCGACACUCGCUUGAAGACCGAUAUCUAUCCCAACGGUCCUCGGGAUAGCAGUGUGUCCCUCCAGGAUAACGAGGACUACUCGCGCCCCGUGCUUCGGCUCACCAACCCUGACUAA
Molecule: messenger RNA, 909 nt
Organism: Penicillium brasilianum
Lineage: Eukaryota; Fungi; Ascomycota; Eurotiomycetes; Eurotiales; Aspergillaceae
Source: the annotation of a GenBank genome assembly